GGAAGGCGCUCAAGUUGCGCGGUCCUCGGUGCGCUGCUGGGGGCGCCCUCCGCGGCGGGCAGCGCGCCAGGGACCGGCCUCCGCAGCCGCCGGGCGCGCGAAGGCUACACUUUCCCUUCGGCCCCCCUCGUUUCCUCCCGCCGGGCGGCAGCGGAGAUUUCCUCUCGGGGAAACUACGCGGAUCCUUCCCGGGGCUUCUCGCCCCGCCCCACUUCUCCGCCCCCUCCCCUUUGCUGGGGAGCCGGUGCUGACCUGCGCUGGGAAGAGGCUCUGGCCGCCUGAGCCGGGAGGUGGCGGGGCGGGGGGUGGGGGGGGGCGCGGAGCCGCAGGCCAUCGACUCGCCCCGCCAUGUGACGCUGCCCUCCGUCCAGGGACCCCCGUCGCGCCCCGGGCCCGCGCCCGCGCUGGGUCGCGCCGGGCACCAUGCUUCUGCCUGGACACGCGCGCCCGCCGCCCGCCCCGCAGCCCGCGCAGCAUCCUGGACUCCGCAGGCAGGUAGAGCCUCUUGGGCAGCUUCUGCGCCUCUUCUACUGCGCGGUCCUGGUCUGUUCCAAAGAGAUCGCAGCGCUCACGGACUUCUCCGGUUAUCUAACCAAACUCCUGCAAAACCACACCGCCUAUGCCUGUGAUGGGGACCAUUUGAAUCUACAGUGCCCUCGGCAUUCUACGAUAAGUGUCCAAUCGGCAUUUUAUGGGCAAGAUUACCAAAUGUGUAGUGCCCAGCAGCCUGCCUCCCAGAGGGAAGACAGCGUAGCCUGUGUGGCACCCACCACAUUGCAGAAGGUGCUGGAUGAAUGCCAGAACCAGCGGGACUGCCACCUCCUGGUCAAUAGCCGUGUUUUUGGACCUGACCUUUGCCCAGGAAGCAGUAAAUACCUCCUGGUCUCCUUUAAAUGCCAGCCUAAUGAAUUAAAAAACAAAACCGUGUGUGAAGACCAAGAGCUGAAACUGCACUGCCACCCUUCAAAGUUUCUCAACAUCUACUCGGCAAGCUACGGCAGGAGGACCCAGGAGAGGGACAUCUGCUCCUCAGAAGCAGAGCGGCUUCCCCCCUUUGACUGCCUGUCUUAUUCGGCUUUGCAAGUAUUAUCCAGGAGGUGCUAUGGGAAGCAGAGAUGCAAAAUCAUGGUCAACAAUCACCAUUUCGGGAGCCCCUGUCUGCCAGGAGUGAAAAAAUACCUCACUGUCACCUAUGCAUGUGUUCCCAAGAACAUACUCACAGCGAUUGAUCCAGCCGUUGCUAAUCUAAAACCUUCUUUGAAGCAGAAGGAUGGUGAAUAUGGUAUAGACUUUGACCCAAGCAAACCGAGGGUUCUAAGGAAAGAUGGAGUUAUUGUUAGCAACUCUCUGGCAGCAUUUGCUUACAUUAGAGCCCACCCCGAGAGAGCUGCAUUGCUGUUCGUGUCCAGUGUUUGCAUCGGUCUGGCACUCACAUUGUGCGCCUUGGUCAUCCGAGUGUCCUGCACCAAGGACUUCAGGGAGCUGCAGCUGACGAGGGAGCACCUGGUGCCAGAAAGUGCCAAGGCUGAAGAAGACAGCGAGGAUGAAGAGGGGGAGGAGGACUCCUCUGACUCCGAUUUUCCAGGAGAACUGUCUGGGUUUUGUAGGACUUCGUAUCCUGUCUACAGUUCCAUAGAGGCUGCAGAGCUGGCAGAAAGAAUUGAGCGCAGGGAGCAAAUCAUCCAGGAAAUAUGGAUGAACAGUGGUUUGGACACUUCACUCCCAAGAAAUAUGGGCCAGUUCUACUGAGAAAGAGAUGCGUCUUCGUGCGAUCAUACUUUCUGAAGAGGGAAGGAUCCAAAAUGCCCCUCCAGUUCUGUUUCACUUGUACCUUCUAUGAAGGAGUAUUUGUCAGGUCAUCCAAUACUGGUGAAGCCAGAAGCUAUUAAAGGGACAUUUCAAACUGUUUACAGCGCAUUUCAAAAUAAAUUAGGAGGGAGGUCUUUGUUUUCUGUAUUUAUUUAAAUUCAUAACAUAGAGUGCACAUUUACUGAGUGCUUAUAAUGCCAUGAGCGUCUCUAGCUGCUUUUCAUGUAUUAAGUCAUUUAAUCCCCACAACUGCUUCAUGACAUAGUGCUAUGAUCCCCAUUUUACAGAUUAAACAGGAGGUCCCCUACAACCAUAAAAAAAUUGAACUGAUAUCCAAGACGGCAAGCUUGAAUCCAUCCACUAUGUGUUCACUGGCGGCGGAUUUUAAUCACUAACAUUACUUGUUUAGAACAGGGGUCAGCAAGGUUUUUCUUUAAGGGC
Messenger RNA from Odobenus rosmarus divergens (Pacific walrus), 2250 nucleotides. It is a transcript of the gene EVA1C, whose product is annotated as eva-1 homolog C (C. elegans). The record is from RefSeq and is a predicted model, not a curated record. Gene Ontology annotation, cellular component: extracellular region. The coding region runs from base 424 to 1749 and encodes 441 amino acids. The transcript is spliced from 8 exons. Gene Ontology annotation, molecular function: carbohydrate binding; heparin binding. Lineage: Eukaryota; Metazoa; Chordata; Mammalia; Carnivora; Odobenidae.